Messenger RNA from Penicillium taxi, 1983 nucleotides. RefSeq lists its product as uncharacterized. Gene Ontology annotation, biological process: potassium ion import across plasma membrane; intracellular potassium ion homeostasis. Lineage: Eukaryota; Fungi; Ascomycota; Eurotiomycetes; Eurotiales; Aspergillaceae. Bases 1 to 1983 code for a protein of 660 amino acids. The record is from RefSeq and is a predicted model, not a curated record. The transcript has 7 exons. Gene Ontology annotation, cellular component: plasma membrane. Gene Ontology annotation, molecular function: high-affinity potassium ion transmembrane transporter activity.
AUGGCAAGGCCCCUUGAACAGGCUGGAAGGGCUAUCAUGGCUGUCUUGCCACCUUCUAAUUUCCUAACACUACACUACAUAUAUUUUAUUAUUACUUGUGUCGUUAGCAGCAUCGUAUUCUACCUUACAUCGACACCAUGGCGGAGUGUUUCAUAUACCGACUCAAUUUUCCUAUGCGUCAGUGCGAUGACCGGUGCCGGCAUGAAUACAGUGGACUUGUCAACAUUACAUUCGUUUCAGCAAGCGAUUCUAUUCGUACUUAUUAUUCUUGGAUCCGUUGUUCUGGUCUCUAACGUUGUGCUGCUGGUGCGCAAACGGGCUUUCGAGAAUAAACUGGCUUCAACUCUGGCAUCGCGGAAUGAAGCCUCAAGAUCCCCUCAAAAUUGCAAGUCUUCGGGCUAUGACCUUGAGCAGCAGCAGAAUGGUCAUGCUCGUGUAAAGACUCUGGGAACGGAGGAAACCCAAGUCUUCUCUGAUUACGGUAACCAGACUGAAUGGAGGGAUGACGACGAGAUCACAAUGGCCGAUGUGCAACGUCACCAUCAUCAUCCACAUCGCGUAUUCCCGAUGGCCGGCGUUGGAGCCCGACCUGAUUUGCACAAUCACCCACGCGAUGUAGUGCCAGUCACUCCUUGCCCUGAAGAAGCACCAUACUCGGGAUUGAAGGGAGUGAUCCGAGGAACACAAAAGUACUUUUCUUCAAGAGGCUUGAUCGGGCGCAACUCACAGUUUCACGGGCUAACUGCAGCUGAGCGGGACAAGCUUGGGGGCGUCGAGUACAAGGCGGUCUCAUUUUUGACACUAGUUGUGUUUCUGUAUCUGGCCAUGUUUCUCGUCAUUGGAAGUGUCGGUGUGGGCGGAUGGCUGCAGUUGAACCAUCCAGAUAUUACACGCACAAAUGGACUCGAUCCUUUUUGGACUGGAGCCUUCUUUGCUGCGUCUGCGUUCGCGAACAGCGGCAUGUCGCUUUUGGAUGCCAAUAUGGUCGCCCUGCAGUUGAAUGCGUAUCCCCUAUUAACCUUGGGUUUCAUGAUUCUUGCCGGAAACACGCUAUAUCCUUGCUUCCUACGAUUGAUCAUUUGGACAAUGAGAAAACUGCUUCCAGAUAGACCAAACUGGCAUUGUUGGAGAACAACUCUCGAUUUUAUCCUUGAUCAUCCCCGAAGAGUUUAUACCAAUCUCUUCCCAUCACGCCACACAUGGUAUUUGCUCGGAACUAUUAUUAUCUUAAACGGUGUCGACUGGGCCGCGUUUGAGAUCCUUGCCAUAGGAAACAAAGAGAUCGAUGAACUACCCACAGAGUACCGCGUCCUGGAUGGACUGUUUCAGGCAUUAGCUGUUCGCGCUGGUGGAUUCUAUGUCGUUACUAUUGCUAAUCUGCGACAAGGACUGCUUGUACUUUAUGUGCUAGUGACGAUCCGCAACACAAAUGUUUACGAAGAACGCUCUCUGGGAAUAUACGCACAUGACGAAUCCCCUGACGAACCAGCAAAUACGAGCCGCAGCAACGUGAUAACAGAUUUAAUCCGCUACCACCUAGGCCGACCCAGCCUAUCCGAAAAAUCACGCGGCUACUUCGUUCACCAACAACUACGCUCCCAGCUAAGCCACGACAUUUGGUGGAUCGCACUAGCAGUGCUCUUCAUCGCAAUUGCUGAAUCCGACCACUACACAAAGCAACCCGUCGCAUUCUCGACCUUCAAUAUCAUCUUCGAGGUCGUCUCUGCCUAUGGCUGUGUCGGCGUCAGUGUCGGCUUUCCGGGGAAGAACUAUUCUUUUUGUGGUGCUUGGCAUCCUGUUAGCAAGUUGAUUCUUGCUGCUGUCGCUUUGCGUGGAAGACAUCGUGGUCUGCCCGUUGCCAUUGAUAAAGCUAUUAUGCUUCCUACUGAGUCUUUGGCGUGGGCUGAAGAAGAAGAUGCUGCUUUGAGAAGAGAGAGGACUAGAGCCUGGGGACAGGAUCGCAUGCCUGCUGGGUCUGUUUAG